UCAGAAUUUUGAUGGAUGUGGAAAAGAUAUAAUCGAUUUUUAAUUUAUUAAAAUGAAAAUUAAGACUUAAGUGAGAAAAUUCAGUAUGAAACUGUCUAGUAGCAAAAUAAUAAAAAUUAGCCACACAUCAAUUAGAGUACUUGCUGAAAUAUCUGCAAUUCGUUUUAUCAUACAGAAUGGAUGAAUUAAAUCAUGAAGAAGAAGAGGAUGCUUCUGACAUUCGGAAUUAUCUUGCCUCUUUUCAUAAAGAAAUAGAAAGAGAAGAUGCAGAUGAAUCCAAUUCCUUAAUUGAACAGGACUCUGAUGAGGAGUGUUUAAGUCCUGAAGAACUGUGUAAUUAUUUAUCAGAAAGUGAGUUGAAUGGUGGAAUUGACAUUAAAGAUGAACCUGAAGAUGAUCCAGAGUAUUAUUCUGGCAUUGUUUCUAAUCCACAUCAGAUAAAUGUAAAUAAUGUCAAAAACAAAAAUACUAAACAUAUGAGAAAAAGUACUGCUGAAAUAGUUCGAUUAGGAGACAAGAGUCCUGUGAUGACAAACCAAAUAAGUGAACUGUCAGAUGAAACAAAUGAAGAAACUACAGUCAUCCCUGGCAUUGGUGAAGAACUUCAUAUCGAUGAUCAACAAACUUUAGAAAUGGUUGCCCAGUUUGCUGAGCAAGCUGUUUCUAAUGCAGCUAAGAAUUCCACUUUAUCAGGAUUAGAUAAUGGAAGUUCUUACCAGACAGUAACCAUAGUUCCAUCUGAUACUAACCCUGGAGAACUUAGCUAUGUGCUGUUUGUUUCCCAGGCUGAAGAUGGGGUAGAUAAAUUAGUUGAAGAUGCAUCCAUGUCUGUAUUCAAUCUGAAUGAUGUCUCAGAAUUUGGGGAUGCAUUUCUGACGAAGCAAGUAGACUCUAAUAAACACAAAAUGCGAACAAUAAGAUUGUCAACAAGGCGAUCUCAGCUUGUAUCUCAGCAACAUGUCUGUGCCUAUUGCAGCUAUACCAGUCCUAAAAGGUAUUUGUUAUCUCGGCACAUGAAGUCUCAUUCAGAUGAACGUCCUCACAAAUGUGGUGUCUGUGAAAGAGGAUUUAAGACUUUAGCAUCACUUCAAAAUCAUGUGAAUACUCAUACUGGAACACGCCCACAUCCUUGUAAAGACUGUGAAUCCUGUUUCACAACUUCUGGAGAACUAGUACGUCAUAUACGAUAUAAGCAUACUCAUGAAAAACCCCACAAAUGCACUGAAUGUGAUUAUGCUAGUGUGGAACUUAGUAAACUAAAAAGACACAUGCGUUGUCAUACUGGAGAAAGGCCUUAUCAGUGUCCUCAUUGCACUUAUGCUAGUCCAGAUACUUACAAGUUAAAGCGCCAUUUGCGCAUUCACACUGGGGAAAAACCAUAUGAAUGUGACAUCUGCCAAACUCGAUUCACUCAGUCAAAUAGUUUGAAAGCUCAUAAACUGAUCCAUUCUGGAAACAAACCAGUGUUUCAAUGUGAAUAUUGCCCAACCACUUGUGGUAGAAAAACUGAUCUUCGUAUACAUAUGGAAAAGCUUCAUUCUAGUGACAAUCCACAUCGUUGCAAGAGAUGUGGAAAAGUUUUCCUUGACAGAUAUAGUUACAAGAUCCAUGUAAAGAGUCAUGAUGGUGAAAAAUGUUUCAAAUGUGAUCUCUGUGAUUAUGCUUCCAUCUCUCAACGCCACCUAGAAACUCACAUGUUAGUUCACACAGACCAAAAGCCUUUCCAUUGUGAUGAAUGUGAUCUGUGUUUUCGGCAAAAGCAGCUCCUGAAAAGGCAUAAAAACCUUUAUCACAAUCCAGAUUAUGUAAAACCAGAGCCUAAAGAAAAGACACACAUUUGUGCUGUUUGCUACAGAGCUUUCCGUCACAAAGGAAAUCUCAUGCGUCAUUUUGCUGUUCAUGAUCCUGACGCUACCAUUUCUGAAAAAGAAUUAGCUAUGCAACUGGGAGAGUCCAGAAGACUCGGAGAUGAUGAGGAUGGGGAAGAUGAUGAGGAAUUGAAAAGAAAUCUGACAGAAAAUGAAGAUCAGCAAGUUGUUGUCUUUGAGGUAAUACAACUCCCGCCAUCCACUGGAGUAGGUCAUGAAAAUUCAUCAUUUGCAUCGAUGGACAGCAACACAAUCACAUUGAAUGGCUUGGAAUCACAAGGAUAUUCUAUUGUUCAAUCAGCUGAUGAUGAUAAUAGAGAUUUGUUUGAUCUAUCUGAAGAAACAGAUGUUUUUGACAAUAUGGGAAAUAUUUCUUCUAUUUCAAGUACAAAAAUUACUUCUAAAAAUAAGAGCAGAACUCUUGGGAAAGCUGGUAUUCAAUUAAAGAAGAAGAAAUCUCCUCUUCAGAGCUUGCGUAGAGGCAAAUAUUCAGGUUCCAAUUCUGCUCAACUCCUUAAAAUUAUUGCUGAAAAAAAUGUUCCAGUUUCUGAAGACCAAGCUUCAUUCUUAAAUGAAAAAUUAUUAGACAAAGAGAAAGAACUUGAUAAAAUAAGAGCAGAACAAAUUCAGAAAGAUUUGAAAGAAUGUUUUGGUUUUAAUGAUGACAAAGAAGAAGACUAUGAACCAUUCCCUGGUCACUUAGAAGACAUAUCUUGAUAAUGUGUAAAAUUUUAAUUAUUUAUCUCAGUAAUGACUUGUGUCAUAUGACCAGCUACUUCGCAGAUUAUUUAUGGAUUAAGAAUACUGCAAAAGCUGUUUUAUAAAAGGAACAGUAUGUUUUGUAUAGAAAUUCUGUAGGUAUUGAAAGAGUUUCUUUUUCAAGUUUUAAAUCAGUUAUCAAUACCACUUCUUUUUACGAGCUUAUACAUGUUUUAUGACCUCAUAUGGUAUUGUUAAAUUUUAUGUGUGUAUAUAGUACUAACUUAUAAUCAAUAAAAAAAUGCAAGAUACAAGUGAAAUGCAUUAUAUAUGUAUUGCAUAAAUUUCAGUUAAGAAAUUUUCAUCAUACUAGAAUAUGAUAUUAAAUUUAAAAAAAUUAUGUGAAUUAUAUGAUUGUUCAUAAUAUGUGUUAUUCUUUGC
Molecule: messenger RNA, 3008 nt
Organism: Argiope bruennichi
Lineage: Eukaryota; Metazoa; Arthropoda; Arachnida; Araneae; Araneidae
Product: transcriptional repressor CTCF-like
Exons: 11
Coding region: 177-2585 (802 amino acids)
Biological process (GO): regulation of DNA-templated transcription
Molecular function (GO): RNA polymerase II cis-regulatory region sequence-specific DNA binding; DNA-binding transcription factor activity, RNA polymerase II-specific
Source: RefSeq, a predicted model, not a curated record